AUGUCUGAAUCUACUUCUUCGGUCAAGUCUCCAGCCAGCCGACAGGCCAAUGUCGGCGGUGGGCGUCAGAUUACUCGUAAUCGCACAAGUUACAGUUGCCAUACGUGCCGCAGGAGGAAAGUCAAAUGCGACAAGGUCCAUCCAAUCUGCGGCAACUGUUUGAAGAAUGAAGCCGAAUGCGUCUACGAUACCGCAACCCCCAAGAAGAAUGGUGACGCUGGCCCUGAUGGCGAAUAUUCCCCUCGGCACAAAGCCAAAAGGAGAAGACGUAUAUCACCAUCAAUUGACGGUGACGGUGAUGAUCCACACUCGGUCAUGAGUGAAGCGGAAAAAUCCGCUCCACGCACUGGCUCGCACGCAAUCGAAGCACGACUGGACAAGCUUACCAACAUGAUCGAGAGCCUGAGCAAGGCCAAAGGACCUCUGCCGGUGAAAGAGAUGAGUCGACAGUUGCAGACAAUAAGUCAAGAGGUUGACGUACGGCUCCCUGUUGAGGCUUCUACGCCACAGACCUCCGCGUCAAAAACCAAGCGUGGCUCUCGAGCUGCUAGUCCUCGUCGCACAGCAGAGUCUAGCGGUGAUGAAUUUCCUAUCCCAACAGGCAAUGCGACAGAUCCUGUUGACCCAGUUGGAAGUUUGAAUCUUGGCCAUCUGAGUAUUGAGGAUGGCAAAUCCAGAUACGUCGGCACCACUUACUGGGCUUACAUUUCAGAUGAGAUCAAUGAACUCAACCAACUAUUACGCGAACAGAACAGAUCUCAUGAAGAUCCACCAUCUAAUAACAGUGACAUCGAUAUCACGAUGUCCACAGACGAAUCCCCUCUGGCAAAGGAUGUAAACUAUCACCAACGGCAUCGAUCAUCAACUGGAGGUCAUCAACUGAAUAGAGCGCUUUUGCUCGCUUCAAAUGAAUCUCCGAUUGCUUAUGAUAGGGCCGUUGAGCCGUACAUGCUCGAGGAUAUGCCGACUAGAAGACAAAGCGAUAUACUUUAUAAAGGCUUCAUGUCUGGUGUUCAUGCUAUAAGCCCAGUACUGCAUCCACCAUCUAUCUUGCGAUCUUAUUUGGCCUUCUGGAAUUGGUACGAGCACAGCAGCCAUUCCGGCGAACGAUAUGCGGAUCCUACUUUUAUUCCACUGCUUUAUGCUAUAUGGCACGGCGGAUCAGUGACAAUAUCCAUUCACACAAUCAAAUCCGAAUUCCCCGACUUUUCUUCUCGCUCUUCACUGUCCGACGUACUACAUGAGCAUAUGAUAGGAUGGCUCGAUAGGGUUUCAUUUCCACGCAAUCCUACCUUGCAUUCACUUGUUGCUUUUCUCAUCACACGGACGAUUCUUUCUCGUGAAGAAGAACCUCUGGCCAGCAGUCUUUUCAUCAGCACUGUCCUCAGAGUAGCUCAAACAAUGGGCCUCCACCGAGAUCCGGGGCAAUUUGGCAUUAAGUCAAGUGAAGCGGAGACACGACGAAGGAUUUGGUGGCAUAUCAUUCAUAUGGAUGGGGUUGUGUCGAUGUCCAGCGGCUUGCCGCCUCUAGUCUGCGACGAAAAUUAUUGGGAUGUCUGCGAACCCAGCGAAGUGAAAGACACGUUACUAGGGACUCCGCAAGCCGACCAGUACACUAGGCUGGUGGAAAAUAACCUGAGGCCACGGGAUAACCCUGAUGAUCCCACUGUCUGUGGCGGCAAUUCGAUGGUCAAUGUUUUCUACCUUUGCGCCAGAGGCAAGUAUGUUAUGGCACAGACACUAGGUGCCGUCAGGAGAAUUAUGAGGGUUCAGCUGGGGACAAAGCCAGUGACAGGGCGCGAUAUGGAAGAAUUGAGAUCGAUUUUGCUUGAUCUCCAAUUCCAGUUGAACUCGCUCAUCAAUCGCAUUCCGCUUGCGCAACAUCCAAACUAUACCGUAUCGGACAUUCCUAAUACGGCAUCAUCGUCUGCCUCUCAAGAUCGUCCAGAAGUCGGUGAGGGUGUGCUACCCGGAGACGGACCAGGUGGCUGCUCAGAGCAGUAUCACACCCCAAUCCUAGUGGCAUUUCACAAAUGGGCUAGAAUCUUGCUUUCCUUGUUUGUUGAUAAAGCCUUUUGUGUUGCCUAUCAGCCGUUUCUCAAGAAUGCGAAAAGCCGAAUAUGGCCCGCAGCCAGACAAGGCGCCUUGCGGCAUUGCCACGGCUUCAUGGAGAAGUUCAUUGCGCUAGCUACAGACCCCGACUUCCAACCUUUUCAAUGGAGCUGGCCUGGAAAUCAUCAGCCUAUGCAUGCGACCAUGAUUAUGCUGAUUGAUUUAUACGAGCGGCCUAGCAGCCCCCAGGCACUCCGGUCAAGAGCCUUUAUCGAUAAGAUAUUCUCCAUAAGCGGACCAGAUGGGGGCGUAGUUGGCGGAGAGGACGGCGUCACAACAGCACGGCCCUUGAAAUAUGGAGGUCGAGAGGCAUGGGAUAUGAUGCGACGGUUGCGGGAGAAGGCAUGGCAGAAAGCCGGUCUAGAUCCGCAACAGCUAUGGACAGAGCAGGCGCAAAUACAGGCUGGUAUUGUUCAAGAUCAGUCCUCUCGGAUGAGAAAACAAGGAUAUGAAGGAAAGCAGCUUGCAAAGCCAACCGCUGAUUCACAAAUCAAAGAAUUCAACAGGAGGUUUUAUGACAUGACGAGAGCUCAUACUUUGCCCAGUCCAGUCAUCUCGUCUUUACGACAAGCCUUGCGACAAGAGACUCAAACCCCGGCCCGAUACUCGCCCGAUCUAUCUGGAUUCUCGUCUAUGCCUCCUUUGUUUCCUACGCAAUCGCGUCCAACUAGCAUUAUGUCCAACAAUAUGCCCCUGCCAUUGGAUCAUCAAAGUCUCGAUGCAACGCUUACUCUCGCGAAUCUAGCAACGGGGACGACCGUCGGCAGUCCAACAACGAUCUCUCACAAUCUGCUCCAGCAACGGCAACAACAGGAAAAUAGAAACUCCUCUCAUAGCUAUCCUAUGAUCUCAGUCCCACCAUCAGCACCAAACUUUUCCCCCAUCAACUCCCCCGAAACGAAAUCUGUCACUAGUUCAUCAGCAGGCGCAGCUGCAGCCCUAACACCGCCAUCAAUGGUAGAUCCCAAUCUAGCCUUCGACUGGGACCAAUGGGACGCGGUAUUUGGACAGCAAUUACCUAUGGCCGACGAACUUUCCGAGCUGGACCCUGUCGCCGGUGGGAUGGGGCUAGGUUUAACAGAUCUUGGAAUCGAUCUACUAGAUCCUAUAACUAGCAAUACAAUUAUUGGUAGUGGUGAGCAGCAUCCAACCAAUAGUGAUCCAUGGCGUGAUUUUGAACCGUGGCUAUAUUAA
Molecule: messenger RNA, 3306 nt
Organism: Talaromyces atroroseus
Lineage: Eukaryota; Fungi; Ascomycota; Eurotiomycetes; Eurotiales; Trichocomaceae
Exons: 5
Coding region: 1-3306 (1101 amino acids)
Biological process (GO): regulation of DNA-templated transcription; DNA-templated transcription
Molecular function (GO): zinc ion binding; DNA binding; DNA-binding transcription factor activity, RNA polymerase II-specific
Source: RefSeq, a predicted model, not a curated record